AUGGAGCAGAAAGGAGAUUUAAGGCGGACUUCAGCGCUUUACUGCUGCUGGAUCCUCAUCAGCUCCGUGCUGGCUGAGGACUGGACUCGUCUUCACACUGAGGACGAGCUCUUCAGGAGGCUGUUCGGGGGCUACAGCAAGUGGACGCGUCCGGCGCGAAACAUCACCGACGUGGUCAUCGUCAAGUUCGGCCUCUCGAUCGCACAGCUGAUCGACGUGGACGAGAAGAAUCAGAUGAUGACGACCAACGUGUGGCUGAAACAGGAGUGGACCGACUACAAGCUGCAGUGGAGCCCCUCCGACUUUGACAAUGUGACGUCCAUCAGAGUUCCUUCUGAGCUCAUCUGGGUGCCGGACAUUGUGCUGUACAACAAUGCGGACGGAGAGUUCGCCGUCACCCACAUGACCAAGGCCCACGUGUUUCACACGGGUCGCGUCCGCUGGGUGCCCCCCGCCAUCUACAAGUCCUCCUGCUCCAUCGACGUCACCUUCUUCCCCUUCGACCAGCAGAGCUGCAAGAUGAAGUUCGGCUCCUGGACGUACGACCGCGCCAAGAUCGACCUGGAGCCCUUUGAGAACACGGUGGACCUGAAGGAUUACUGGGAGAGCGGAGAGUGGGCCAUCGUCAACGCCGUGGGCACCUACAACACCAAGAAGUACGACUGCUGCCACGAGAUCUACCCCGACAUCACCUACUAUUUCGUCAUCCGCCGCCUCCCGUUGUUCUACACCAUCAACCUCAUCAUCCCCUGCCUCCUCAUCUCCUGCCUCACCGUCCUGGUCUUCUACCUCCCGUCGGACUGCGGCGAGAAAAUCACGCUGUGCAUCUCCGUGCUGCUGUCGCUCACCGUCUUCCUGUUGCUCAUCACGGAGAUCAUCCCGUCCACGUCGCUGGUCAUUCCUCUGAUCGGGGAGUACCUGCUCUUCACGAUGAUCUUCGUCACGCUGUCCAUCGUCAUCACCGUGUUUGUGCUAAACGUGCACCACCGGUCGUCGGUGACUCACACCAUGCCUCGAUGGGUUCGGAGGCUUUUCCUGUCCGCGGUGCCGCGCUGGCUGUGCAUGAGGCGUCCGGAUCACGGUGUCAGACCUGUCAGGCGGCGCCACCUGAUUGAUAAACUCCUCCCCGUCCGGACUCCAGGCCCCUCCCACAGCGCCUCCGCCUGGAUCACUCAGGAGUCUGCCGUCGACCUCCAUGAAAUGCACGACUGCGAGCUUCACGGGCUCCCGGACGCAGAUCGUGUGGGGAGGUUUGGGGUGAAGAUAGACGGUCAGCUGAUUUCUUCCCCGCGAUGCCUCGGAUACACCCUCCUCCCGCAGAGACACGCCACGCUCUGCUUGGACUGGGACGCCCCUCCUGCGGGCCGCGGUUCCAUCCAGAGCCCGCCGGCCUCUGUUCUGUCUCCUGCGGUGGCAUCGGCCCUGGAGGGGGUGACCUACAUCGCAGAGCAUCUGAGAGCAGAGGAUGCGGACUUCUCAGUGAAGGAGGACUGGAAGUAUGUCGCCAUGGUUGUGGACCGGAUCUUCCUGUGGAUGUUCAUCAUCGUGUGUCUGUUGGGGACAGUCGGCCUCUUCCUGCCUCCGUGGCUCUCGGGGAUGUUUUAG
Messenger RNA from Chelmon rostratus (copperband butterflyfish), 1605 nucleotides. Its product is annotated as neuronal acetylcholine receptor subunit alpha-2-like. The record is from RefSeq and is a predicted model, not a curated record. NCBI's taxonomy places the organism in Eukaryota, Metazoa, Chordata, Actinopteri, Chaetodontiformes, Chaetodontidae. Gene Ontology annotation, cellular component: neuron projection; postsynaptic membrane; synapse. Gene Ontology annotation, biological process: nervous system process; monoatomic ion transmembrane transport; chemical synaptic transmission. The transcript has 8 exons. The coding region runs from base 1 to 1605 and encodes 534 amino acids. Gene Ontology annotation, molecular function: acetylcholine-gated monoatomic cation-selective channel activity; transmembrane signaling receptor activity.